Molecule: messenger RNA, 348 nt
Organism: Phytophthora nicotianae INRA-310
Lineage: Eukaryota; Oomycota; Peronosporomycetes; Peronosporales; Peronosporaceae
Exons: 1
Coding region: 1-348 (115 amino acids)
Source: RefSeq, a predicted model, not a curated record
AUGGUUGGUUCAAGUUCACAGAACGUGGCUAAGCGCGUGGAGGGCGAGUUGUUUAAAAAGUGGCAUCUUAGUAAAUCUAAUACUUCAAAAGAUAUCUUCCAGAACCUCCGACUCUACGCAGCAAGUGAAACGCUGCUGUAUAAUCCGUCGUUUAAAACUUGGAUGCGGUACGCGACCGAGUACGGCAAGCCGAACCCACACUCGCAGACGAGCAUGAUUGGAGCGCUUUUGUGGUACUAUGGUGAGAACUUGCUACUACAGAUGAUCAAAACGGCAAAGAACAAUACAAGUACGGAAAAAGUCGCCGCGGACUUGCAGAGCGUGCUACAUAUUUUGUUUACAAACUAG